AUGGGUGGCCGUAUCAUUGGAUAUCUCGGGAUCCGACGAAUCCCAGUCGUCAUCGCGCGAGAGAUUACCGUCCGAGGCACGGUCGUAGCUAGACGUCUUGUCGACACCAUUGAUGCCAAGGUCGUCGACGUGAUAUUCCGAAAGGUGGAGCACGCAUACCAUGGGAAUAUCCUGUUCACGGAGGAGCAAAAGAAACAGCUCACAGAAGUGCGAAUAACGUAUGCACUCCCUCUCAAGUCGAAAUUCAUAACACGGCAGAUUCCCAUCGCUAACCUCCUGUUAUUACCACCUAGUUCAAUGCCCCACGAAAGUGAUCUGGAUCUCGACAACCACCUUUCCUUCGUUGCGGACAAAGAGGAGGAGCCCGACUUCCUCAAGGGGCAUGUUACCACCAAUCCAGCCCAGCAGAAGGUGGUUCGCAGCUACCGCAAGAUCUCUGCCUCUGGUUCCAGAUGGAGGAGGCAAGUCGAGUCUCGAUUCUGUAUUGCUAGUGUCGCUAGCAAUUAA
Molecule: messenger RNA, 507 nt
Organism: Coccidioides posadasii C735 delta SOWgp
Lineage: Eukaryota; Fungi; Ascomycota; Eurotiomycetes; Onygenales; Onygenaceae
Source: RefSeq, a predicted model, not a curated record